CCUGUGCUGGAGUACCUGACGGCCGAGAUCCUGGAGCUGGCGGGCAACGCGGCCCGCGACAACAAGAAGACGCGCAUCAUCCCCCGCCACCUGCAGCUGGCCAUCCGCAACGACGAGGAGCUCAACAAGCUGCUGGGCAAGGUGACGAUCGCGCAGGGCGGGGUGCUGCCCAACAUCCAGGCCGUGCUGCUGCCCAAGAAGACCGACAGCCACAAGGCGAAGAGCAAGUAA
This is a messenger RNA of Nipponia nippon (crested ibis), 231 nucleotides long. RefSeq names its product histone H2A. The record is from RefSeq and is a predicted model, not a curated record. Gene Ontology annotation, molecular function: DNA binding; protein heterodimerization activity; structural constituent of chromatin. NCBI's taxonomy places the organism in Eukaryota, Metazoa, Chordata, Aves, Pelecaniformes, Threskiornithidae. Gene Ontology annotation, cellular component: nucleosome.